AUGAGCGACAAGACGACCGGAAAUGGGACUGUAGAGGUGGAUGGGGCGCAUUUCAGCACAGUGACGGAAGGUCUCGCGACAAUUCUGGUUCCGCAAGGUGCCAAGGUUGGAGAAGACUCUGGCGAGGUGCAGCAGGUUUUCUACAACCCAAUUCAGCAGUACAACCGCGAUCUCUCUGUGCUCGCAAUCAAAGCGUACGGCGAGGAAGCUCUGGAGAAGAGAAGGGCUCGCAAACAAACAAAGGAUACUAGGCAUGGAAAGAAACGCAAGAGGGGAGACGAAAAUGGCACCAAGCCCGAAGAGACAGAGCAGACCGGGCUAGCGGAACAGGGAGGGCAGCCAGAGCAACCAGAGCAGCCAGAGCAGCCAAAGCAACCAGAGCAGCCAAAGCAACAGUCAGAGUUGGAGCCUGGCCCAGAAGACCAGAACGCUGGCAAGACUACCAAACCUCCUUUCAAAAUGCUAGAUGCCCUUUCAGCCUCAGGUCUACGCGCGCUGCGAUAUGCGCGCGAACUCCCGUUUGUCACUAGCAUCAUAGCCAACGACUUGUCAGCUUCCGCCGCCAAGUCAAUCAAGCAAAAUGUCAAACACAACGGCGUCGAGGAUAUUGUUUCAGUGACCAACGGCGACGCCCUUGCAGUCAUGUACAGAACAAUUGCAGACUCGCUUGCAAAUGGCGAGACCAACAAGUCAUGGAAGAAAUCAUCCAAAUUUGACGUUAUCGACCUAGAUCCAUAUGGAACCGCGGCUCCAUUCUUUGACGCUGCCGUCCAGGCCGUGCGUGAUGACGGCGGCCUUUUGUGCAUUACAUGCACAGAUAGCGCUGUGUGGGCUGGCCAUGCAUACUGCGAGAAGACUUUCUCCCUUUACGGCGGCACACCAAUUCAUGGCCCGCACUCCCACGAAGCUGGUCUACGGCUAAUCAUUAAUGGAGUAGCCACGUCGGCAGCUCGUUAUGGACUUGCAAUUGAGCCACAGCUGUCUCUUUCCAUUGACUUUUACACCAAAGUCUUUAUCCGGGUCACAAAGUCUCCACAGGCAGUCAAAUUUCUAGGCACAAAAACAAUGGUUGUACACAGCUGUGAUAACGGCUGCGGCGCUUGGGAAACCCAGUACCUGAUGCGUGCCAAGGCAGUGCUCAACAAAAAGGGCAACGCAGCAUACUACAAAUUCGGUAUGGCCUUGGGAGCAGCAGAUAAGCUUUGCAAACAUUGCGGUACCAAAAUGCAUAUCAACGGCCCAAUGUGGGGUGGCCACAUUCACUCACGGGACUUUAUCGAGAGGUUGCUAAAGCAAAUACCAGAGGCCGACAAGCAAGUCUAUCGCACUCUUCCUCGACUAGAAGGAAUGCUGCGAAACGCGCUAGAGGAGCUGAUACCCAGUCCUGAAGAGACAGCUCCCGUCGAGUCUCGGGACAAAGAGUACGCCAAGAUUGACCACUAUCCAUUUUUUAUAAUUCCCGGGAAAAUUGCGAGCAUUGUUUCAGCCGCCACACCGGGCGAUGAUGUCUUUAGAGGGGCGUUGAAGCAUCUUGGCUACGUUGCGGGCCGCAGUCAUUGCAAGCCGGGAAGCAUCAAAACAGACGCUCCAUGGUCAACAAUAUGGUGGAUCGUGGCGGAAUGGAUACGGCAAAAGGCGCCCAUCAAGAAGUCCAAAUUCAAGCCAGAUACGGCGCCAUGGAGACUUUUGAAAAAGGCCGGCUUACUCGAGGAUGAACCUAGUGCCGAUGCUGACGCGGCCGGUGGCCAGCCUGAUUUGAAGAUGGAAGGCGUCGAUGCAGUGAUGAAGGAAGGCGACGAGACUGGGGUCGAGCAAAUGGUGUCGAGCGAUCAAAGGGCUCUCACCGAACAAGACUUGAGGAAAACUCUUGUGUUCAAUGAUGAUCUGGCCCGACUCGGGCGAGAGGGCAAGGCGCAGAAUCUUGUUCGCUAUCAGAUGAAUCCCAGAGAAAACUGGGGUCCACUGACGAAAGCCAAGAGCAACUAA
This is a messenger RNA of Beauveria bassiana ARSEF 2860, 1986 nucleotides long. Its product is annotated as N2,N2-dimethylguanosine tRNA methyltransferase. The record is from RefSeq and is a predicted model, not a curated record. Gene Ontology annotation, cellular component: nucleus. The transcript has a single exon. Gene Ontology annotation, molecular function: RNA binding. Gene Ontology annotation, biological process: tRNA N2-guanine methylation. Bases 1 to 1986 code for a protein of 661 amino acids. Lineage: Eukaryota; Fungi; Ascomycota; Sordariomycetes; Hypocreales; Cordycipitaceae.